This is a messenger RNA of Cladophialophora psammophila CBS 110553, 585 nucleotides long. RefSeq lists its product as uncharacterized. The transcript has a single exon. Lineage: Eukaryota; Fungi; Ascomycota; Eurotiomycetes; Chaetothyriales; Herpotrichiellaceae. The coding region runs from base 1 to 585 and encodes 194 amino acids. The record is from RefSeq and is a predicted model, not a curated record.
AUGGCCGAUGAUACAUCAUUCCGCGGCGAAACGUCCCUCUCGCGCCUCCUUUCCACCUUGCGCGCAACGCUGCAUGAGGAAACAUAUGUCUUCGCGAGCAUUCCGGACACCCACCACCUGCCCGUGCCGGUCGAGGAGAUAACUCUGUUCUUCCGUGAGCCGCACCGGGCCAGCGGGAGUGACACUGAACCCUUGUCAUCGUCACCCUCAUCAUCACCCUCAUCAGCAGGAGCACCAGCAGCACCAGCACCAGCAAAAGAGGGGCAGGGACAGAGACAGGCAAAAGGCACGGCCAUCACGCUCAUCCUCCGCCUCGAAACCGCCCAGAAACACGGCAUCCAGAACUACACGUACCCGUGCCGGAUGAUCACGUGCGACGUGCACUCGUCGCUCGAGGCGGUGGGCUUCAUGGCCGUGCUGGCGACGAGGCUGGCUGGCCGCGGAAUCAGCGUCAAUCCCAUCAGCGGCUUCUCCCACGAUCACCUCUUCGUGCCCGUGGAGCGGGCCGAGGAGGCGGUCGCAGAGCUGCUGCUCGUCAGAGAGGAGGCUGUGAGGGAUUUAGAGACUGGAUCGAAACGGUCCUGA